AUGUCCUUAUUUUAGUGUUCAGCUCUUUAUUUAGCCAAUGAUGGUUAAUGCAUAGAAGUAGAAGUAACAACUCGAUCUGGGUCUCUUUUAAUAGCUGUACAUUUAUUUAUAUACUGUUAGGCGAAAAAUGGAAAUGAAUAAUUGGUUUAUUUGCCCUCAAAUUCAAUGGAUACAAUUCUCUGCUUUGCUAGAGAGAUUGAUGAACGUACUAUAAAUUUUAUAAAUAUAUAGUUCAGUAGAUUGGUACUCUCGAUCUUCAUAACCCAGAAACAUAAAUUAAGGUCACUUUCCUCCUUUGUUUAAAGGAUAUUGAAGAAUUAUCUCUUAGAUUGAGAGGAAGAUAAAUUUUCUAAUCCAAUUCUCUAUCUAUUGUCUUAGAAAAAUUGGCCCCUGGAGUAAGUAAGAAAAGAUAUUUAAAUUAGAACUUAUUUAAACUCCUUACAAAAUAUCAGUUGAAAAGAAGGCUACAUUUCUAUCAAAGGAUCAGUUGGCAAAGAGCAGAUUGGUAUUUAAUAUAUAUAAUGUUAGGGAUAAUUGAAAUAAGAGGCAGAUAUUUUACGACUGUUAAAAAAUAACUCUCAUAAAAAUAUAAUUUAGCUAGAAGAGAUAGUGACAGAUUAUAAGUCUAUUUCUGUUAUUUUGGAGUAUUGUAAAGGAGGAGACCUAUUAAAAAUUAUCGGAUAGAGAAAUAUUUAAAUUGAUGUACCUCUUCUCAUGUUUAAUCUACUUUCUGGUAAAAUUUAAUAACUAUUUGAAUUCAGCUUUAAAGCAUCUCCAUGAUUUAGAAAUAGUUCAUCGAGAUAUUAAAUUAUAGAACAUCUUAUUCAAAGAUUCUCAGCAUAUGGACACUUUGAAGGUCUCUGAUUUCGGCUUUGCUUGUAAAAUAUACGAUAUAUAAUAAAUAAACCCAAGGUAUUUAUGACUUUAAUCAUGUUAGAUGUGGAACUCCUGGAUACACUGCUCCCGAAGUUUUUAGUUAAUCAUGUAGUUAUGAUGAAAAAGUUGAUAUUUAUAGUGCUGGAAUAGUCUUUUACAAUAUGUAAGUUAUUACCUAAGGCUUAGUUUAACUUUCAAAAACCCAUUUGGAAACUUCGAGAAUGUUUCUGAGCUAAUUAAACUUAAUAUUAAUGGCGAAUAUAAUGAGGCCCAUCUAGAAAAAACAAAGGCCAAUAAUCCUCUCGCAUAUGAUUUGCUAACCUAAAUGCUUUCCAAAGAUGCCAACAUUAGACCCAGUGCUCGUGAAUGUCUUGAUCAUCCAUAUUUAAAAAGUCAAUAGAAGGUUGAUUAUACUAAAGAACCGAUCCAAAGAAAAAGAAAGUUUACCAAGUAGAAAAGAAUCAGUCUAAAACUCAAAUAGGAAACAGUUGCUAUUUAAUGA
Molecule: messenger RNA, 1378 nt
Organism: Paramecium octaurelia
Lineage: Eukaryota; Ciliophora; Oligohymenophorea; Peniculida; Parameciidae
Source: the annotation of a GenBank genome assembly